This is a messenger RNA of Dunckerocampus dactyliophorus (ringed pipefish), 1322 nucleotides long. It is a transcript of the gene ccdc25, whose product is annotated as coiled-coil domain containing 25. The transcript is spliced from 9 exons. The record is from RefSeq and is a predicted model, not a curated record. NCBI's taxonomy places the organism in Eukaryota, Metazoa, Chordata, Actinopteri, Syngnathiformes, Syngnathidae. The coding region runs from base 158 to 787 and encodes 209 amino acids.
UAACAUUUUCCGGGGUAAAAUUAUCGCCCCACGCGAGAAGUGACAGCAGAAUCAGUGACAAAUAUAGUUGAACUUGAACCUCUAUUAACUAAGGUCUCUACUUACUGAAGAUAGACGUUCGUGUUUCGUUACUAUUUGGAUAAUUUUUUUGAUCUCGAUGAAAAUGGUGUUUUACUUCACGAGUUCCGUGGUGGAACCCCCUUACACUAUUUAUAUGGGCAAAGACAAGUAUGAAAAUGAAGAUCUCAUCAAGUAUGGCUGGCCUGAAGACAUCUGGUUCCACGUGGACAAACUGUCGUCAGCUCACGUUUAUCUCCGCUUGCCUAAGGGUCACACCAUAAAUGAUAUCCCCCCGGAAGUGUUGAUUGACUGCGCACAGCUGGUGAAAAACAACAGCAUUCAAGGCUGCAAGAUGAACAACAUCAGCGUGGUUUACACGCCGUGGGCCAACCUGAAGAAAACGGGAGACAUGGAUGUCGGACAGAUCGGCUUCCAUCGACAGAAGGAGGUGAAGACGGUGCCAGUGGAGAAAAAGGUCAACGAGAUUGUGAACCGACUGGAGAAAACCAAAGACGAGCGCUACCCGGACCUGGCGGCCGAGAAGGAGUCGCGAGACCGAGAGGAGAGGAACGAGAAGAAAGCUCUGCUGCAGGAGCAGAAGAGGCGUGAGAAGGAGGAGCAGAAGAAGAAGAAGGAGAUGGAGGAUCUCAAGAACUACACGUCACUGAUGAAGAGCGAAAACAUGCAGACCAAUGAGGAUGGCUACGACUCGGACGACUUCAUGUGAGCCGCGCGCUGCCCCGCUCCACCGCCGAGAUGCUCGGCUGCCGGCCGCUUCCGCUCGCUAACAACAGCAUAGCAUUGACAUUGAGACAAAAUAAAAAUGGAGCAGUGAGCAGGUCAGUGAAAGACAGAAGCAGGACUCUAUGACCCCUCCCCCCUCAUCCUGCCUCCUCUUGAUGAUGGCUGGAUCAGGUGCUGCUUGCAGAGCAAACUCAAAACGGCCGCCGUCUUCGUGGAAGGUCGUUCACAGUCUACGGGACGAGUUGAGGAUCAUUUUAGGGGGACGUAAGGCCGAUUAUGUCAAUGAUGUCAAACAAACAUGCUCCACAAGGUGCUUUGCAUGUAGAAAAACAUUGAUGAAAUAUGCAUUCUUUUACUUUUAGGUACUGUUUGACAUUACACACAUGCUUCUUUUUAUGUCUCUCAAUUACCAGGGUGAUUUGUUUUUCAUGGCUGGUUGGAAUGGAAGGCCAAAAAGAAUCAUAACACAAUUAGUGUCAUCCCGUAUAGUUUUUUUUAUUAAAUGUGUCAUAAAUACA